Messenger RNA from Guyanagaster necrorhizus, 1203 nucleotides. Its product is annotated as 3-ketoacyl-CoA thiolase. NCBI's taxonomy places the organism in Eukaryota, Fungi, Basidiomycota, Agaricomycetes, Agaricales, Physalacriaceae. Gene Ontology annotation, biological process: fatty acid beta-oxidation; phenylacetate catabolic process. The record is from RefSeq and is a predicted model, not a curated record. Gene Ontology annotation, molecular function: acetyl-CoA C-acyltransferase activity. The transcript has 8 exons. Gene Ontology annotation, cellular component: peroxisome. Bases 1 to 1203 code for a protein of 400 amino acids.
AUGGACCGUGUCAGACAGCUAGCUUCCCAUCUCUACACGCCUCAAGGUUCCGACGCUCUGCUUCGCAAGAGCCCAGACGAUGUAGUCAUCACUCUUGCAGUCCGCUCGCCGUUGUGCAAGGCGAGGAAGGGAGGCUUCAAGGAUGCCAGGACGGACGAGCUUAUGUUGGAGAUGUUCAAGCAAGUGAUUUCGCAAUCCAAAAUCGACCCGUCUCUGGUCGGUGACAUCUGUGUCGGGACUGUCCUGACGCCAGAUGCAGCGUAUCAUGCUCGAGCAGCGUCCCUGGCUGCCGGUUUCCCAGAAUCUGUCCCCGUUCAGUGUAUCAACAGAUUCUGCUCAAGCGGGCUCAUGGCCGUUACAACCAUUGCGAACCAAAUUCGAAGCGGUCAAAUCCAGGUCGGUCUGGCGGUCGGAGUGGAGAGCAUGUCUGAGAACCCUGACAAAGGAGGACCGCAGCAAAGUGAACUCGUUUCUCAGAAUGCCGCCUCUGGUGAUUGUUCCAAGCCCAUGGGUUGGACGAGCGAAAACGUAGCUGAGGAAUUCAACGUCACGCGUGAAGAGCAGGACCAGUUUGCUGCCCUUUCGUUCCAACGAGCAGAACAUGCUCAAGAGUCUGGAUACUUUGACAAGGAAAUAGUUCCCUUCACCGUCUAUCAAAUAGACCCCAAAACUGGUGAACGCACACCCGUUCUCGUGACCAAGGACGAUGGUAUCAGGCCCGGGACUACGACAGAAACGCUGGCUAAGAUCAGAGGCGCGUUUCCUCAAUGGGGCAAGGCGACAACAACAGGAGGAAACGCCAGUCAGAUAACCGACGGGGCUGCAGCCGUGCUGAUGAUGACCAGAAAGAAAGCCGAAGAAUUAGGGUACAUGGUUUUGGGAAAACAUGUCACGACUGCCGUCACUGGGCUCCCUCCGCGUAUCAUGGGAAUUGGACCCAUCUAUGCUAUUCCUAUGGCCUUGAAGAGCUGUGGGAUUGCUCAGGACGAUGUUGACCUCUAUGAGAUAAACGAGGCCUUUGCUUCUCAAUGUGUUUACGUCUUGCGAGCAUUGGGACUUUCAAGGUAUGUCAAUGUCAAUGGAGGAGUGCGCCAGGUGGCCACGGGAUUGAACGAGCUCGAACGUAGGCAAGGAAAGAUCCUCGUCACGUCGAUGUGCAUUGGAACAGGAAUGGGUGCUGCGGGUGUAUUCGUACGCGACUGA